Molecule: messenger RNA, 590 nt
Organism: Verticillium dahliae VdLs.17
Lineage: Eukaryota; Fungi; Ascomycota; Sordariomycetes; Glomerellales; Plectosphaerellaceae
Exons: 1
Coding region: 126-446 (106 amino acids)
Source: RefSeq, a predicted model, not a curated record
ACCGCCAUACGCUUCUCUCCGGUCUUCUUCACAGCAAGGUGAACACCAAACAACAUGUUCAUCCUCAUUAAACGGUGUCCCAUCCACCGAUAUCGCGCCGAAGAUAUCACUUACAACACCACCCCAUGGUUUGUCCAACAGCAUCAUCACUGUGCACAAUAUUCCUUCUUCAUCACUCCGACGCCGUCGAAAUGAACCAAACAAACGGCAACUCACGCCUUCAACUCGCUUUCGCACCGCUUCCUCCAAGUGUUCCCACAACGGCUGCUCUUCCAGUUCCCACUGUGCCACGAAGAACCGACGACACCAAAGUCCUCCAUCCGGUUCGGUCUUACACCCAGGAUUCCAGUGAACAAAAGAGUCACCAACAAUCUCUUGUCUUGCCGAAGUCCCCUCAGCUACUAAGCAGCCAACACCGCAAGAACAAUCACAAUCACUCCCAGUGAGAGACAUCCCAACGUUAUCACCGAUGAAACCAAACGUCGUCGACUCAUUGAACCUACUAAAAGCAGACCACUGGUCUCUCCGACUCGUCGACUAGAAAGGGUUCAACCGAAGACAGAAGAGAAAGAAGAGAAGAACACAAGCCU